Molecule: messenger RNA, 1269 nt
Organism: Cokeromyces recurvatus
Lineage: Eukaryota; Fungi; Mucoromycota; Mucoromycetes; Mucorales; Mucoraceae
Exons: 3
Coding region: 296-1234 (312 amino acids)
Source: RefSeq, a predicted model, not a curated record
UUUUUUUUUUUUACAAAUAUUAAUGUCUUUAUAGAAAGAAUGAGUUCAUCAUACCCUAUUCCUCAUCAAAUUUUAUCAAAUAAUAGUAAAUAUAUAUAAAUAUAUAUAUUACAACUAGGUAAUCAGUUUUAAAUUCUACGAACUAAUUUUGUCUUAUAUACGUACAAUAGCAUCACAGAAUUAUGAAUAUUAUUCUAACUGUUCCAAGCCAUCAACAAUAAGAGAAGAGUGCGAAGAAUGUGAUCAUGAAGAAGAUAAUAGCUGCUAUUCAUCAGAAGGAUAUAUACAUUCUCCUAUGAAUAGUAGUAGUAGUAGUAGUAGUAGUAGUAGUAAUGAUGAUCAGACUCAUUUAUCAAAUCUAAAUACAACAACAGCAUCAUCCUGGAUAGAAGAACAACCAUCAUCAUCACCCUCUUUAUUUUAUAACAAUAGUUCUUUAUCAUCAUCCUAUUGUUGUGAUUGUCGAUAUGAUGCAUGUAGACAUCCAUCUAAUGAAUCAUCGAAAAUAAAUGCGGCAUCAAGCGCAGUAGUAGUAGUAGUAGAUCAAGAAAGAAGCAGAAGCAACAGCAGUAGCAGUAACAGUAACAGUAGCCAAUCAUCUAUAAGUACUCUAUCAAAGCGACGACGAGAAAGACGUAAAAGAGAAGGAUGGAAAUAUUAUGCACUCUGUCAUUGCUGUUGUGGAAGAGAUAGCUUCUCUUCUCGAAUGACUGUCUUUUGUAUCUUUAGUAUUCUUAUGUUGGGAGCCUUUGCUGCCUUCUUUUGUUGGCCACGUACGCCUAGGGUGUCGAUGGGUGGAGGAGUUGGAUCAUUGAGUGGAUCCCUGAUGGAAGAGAUACCUCUUCGACCUUCCCUUCAAGCCACAUGGCAAGUGAAUGUGACACUCGAUAAUCGAGACAACUGGAUUCCAGUUUACAUUCAACAGAUGGAUUUUGUCAUGAUGGACAGUUUAACAUUAGCUAAAAUUGCUUGGGCCACAACUUCGGCACCUUUUGCAUUGGAACCAGGACUUAUUUCACCUUUGACCCUCACUUUUAAUGUAGAUUAUCAGGCCGCUGAUCAAACAGAUCCUACAUUUCAAAAUUUGUAUAAUGCAUGCGGACCACAAAGGAGCCCGAAGCAAAGGCCUGCUUUAAAUGUUAUAUUAAAGGUUUCAUUUCAUAUACUUGGAAUUGUAUGGACACCUGUGGUUACAGCUACACCUUAUACAGGAGGCAUUUUAUGUCCAUCAUAAACAUAUCAGUCAUUCUAUUUAAUAAUAUAUAAAUU